GAAUGCUGCGCAGCCCUCCUCUUCCAGAAGAGACUCACGACUGCUGCUGCUCUUACGCUCACUCUCACAUCACCUCUGUCACCAGCACACGCGCCACGGCGAUUGUGCCCACUCACUUCUUCGGCAGAAAAGGUCCGUAUUGUCGCUACCAGUCAGCUCAGCGCAACUCCCCUUUGCGCCCACACCACACUCUCACCUAUCAACGAUAGCCAGCAUCAGUCCAGGUGACGCAGAUCACGAUGGCGGACAAGGUCAGCGAGGAUGAGCUCAAGCCUACCCAGACUGAGGGCUACAAGGCUGGAGAGAAAAAGUCGCUAGCAGAGUACGCUCAGCUGGACGCAGAGGAUGAGAGCCUGGCUCGCUGGAAAGCUAGUCUAGGCAUCGUUCCCGGUGCUUCUGGUGGAGCUGCUACUGGACCAAAGCUCAAGUUGCACUCCCUUUCGCUCGUCUCUGCUACGGCGCCAAACGGAGCUGUCACCUUGGACUUGGAGAGUGGUAACGCAGACGCUAUCAAGAAGGACACCUUGACAAUCAAAGAAGGCGUCGAGUAUCACGUCAGCUUCAAGUUCACCGUAGGUCAAGAAGUGCUGUCCGGCUUGCGUUUCAUCCAAGUCGUCAAGCGUGGAGGCAUUCCAGUCGACAAGACGGAAGCGAUGAUUGGAUCCUUUUCACCACGUGGCGAGCCUUACAUCAAGCAUCUAGAGACGGAAGAAGCUCCUUCGGGCAUGCUCGCACGAGCCACCUACAGCGUGCGAAGCAGACUGAUCGACGAUGACAACCAGACGCUUUGGGAUCAGAGCUGGAGCUUCAAGAUUGCCAAGGAUUGGGCCGCAUAGUCGCGCUCCACCCUCCAUUUCAGCAUCGCAUAUCGAAGUCUCGCCGUUUGAAGAAACAUCCGACCGCCUUUUGCAUCUAAUCGCCCUCAUCCUCAUCCCCUUCCGCGCCCUUUCACUCCCGCACAUGACCCGCUGAGGAGGCUGCGCACGACUUUGUGCAGUAUGCGACAAACUUUACCAUGGCUCCUUCUUCAUGUUCAAGGCUGUUGGACUUGAACACUCAAGGAAUGGGGCAAUGUCGUACAUUUCUAGCUCGCCCGACUGCAGCGAGACGGACAAGGCCGAAUGCUUGCGUCUGACGCGAGCCAGGUGGGCUUUGAAUUGGCCUGCGGACACUCAUUCGCUAUCCGCCCUCUUCAGGCGCCGGUGCAGCCGAGCAUGGCGAUGUGAAGAUGCACCGAGCGCGCAGCUGGCCCAGAGUGCAUUUUGUUUCGAAGGAGAUCU
Molecule: messenger RNA, 1280 nt
Organism: Ceraceosorus guamensis
Lineage: Eukaryota; Fungi; Basidiomycota; Exobasidiomycetes; Ceraceosorales; Ceraceosoraceae
Product: E set domain-containing protein
Exons: 5
Coding region: 240-836 (198 amino acids)
Biological process (GO): Rho protein signal transduction
Cellular component (GO): cytoplasm; cytosol; membrane
Molecular function (GO): Rho GDP-dissociation inhibitor activity; protein binding
Source: RefSeq, a predicted model, not a curated record